AUGGCACCAACACCGCCAAUAAACUCCAUGUUCACUGACGACCGCUGGGAGACAACAAGCGUCAUCGAGGAGGGACAUGACGACGACGAACGCGUCCUUCAACGUCUUUCAAGGUGUUAUGGUUCUUCAAGAGUGUUCUUGUUGAUCGGGUUGUGGAUCGUCCACUCGCCAAUUGAAUCGCAAUCACGCCAGGGUCGCCAGUUUAACAACCAUCUAUCCAGGCAGAGACGACGUCCUGCACCACUCGAGACCUUUGGUGGUCUCAUCAUGUCGCGUUGUUCUGCGAAUUUCUUCGACACGAAGCUUAGGCCGUGGACUUGCAACGAUAAGAGCAGUCAACUCAUCCCACUUUCCCGCCAACUUCGACACCAUUCUCCUCGAGGGCGAACAUUGUCUCGGUGUCUUGUUACAAAUUCGCUCGCCAUCCACAACUUAUUCUACCCUGUUGGCCAGAUCUUCCGCACACGGGCCAGACCUUCGAAUGGUCACCCAACAGAGACGUAUCGUGAUAAAUAUUUACAUCAAAACAUGGAGGUACAGCUACAUUCGAAGUUAGUUGUAUUUUUAGAACCAUGGAAAUGA
Aureobasidium melanogenum CBS 110374 is the source of this 582-nucleotide messenger RNA. RefSeq lists its product as uncharacterized. The record is from RefSeq and is a predicted model, not a curated record. NCBI's taxonomy places the organism in Eukaryota, Fungi, Ascomycota, Dothideomycetes, Dothideales, Saccotheciaceae. The coding region runs from base 1 to 582 and encodes 193 amino acids. The transcript is spliced from 3 exons.